AUGUCGGGCAUCCCUGCAUUGGAAGAUGCCCUGCGCAAGCUCGACGAAGAGCUGGAGGAAGGAGACAUCACCCGCAAAGGCUAUGAAAAGAGACGGACCCUUAUUCUUUCGCAGUACAUCAGUUCUCCCCCACCGGGCGUACAAUCGCAAACUCAAUCCCAGUCACGAGGACUUCGCGUACACUCCCCUGACGACAGCGAUCAUCCUGCCUCUAAUGAAGAUUCCAGAGCCGCCUCACUUGCUGCCCUCACCGGUCGACCGGUGGGCAGUCUCUCGAGAAACGGGACCAUGACCGAGGGCCAUCCCAGUAUGAGCGGGCAUGCCUCUGUGCUCAGGGACGAAUAUAACGCGCCCAGGAGGAGCAUUACUCCCCAAAGUCUGGUUCAGCGCUUUCAAGAGAGGGAAACGGGAAGUCUACAACAGGGUUCGAUGUCGGGUUCCUCGUUCGAUGGCCGGCGCGAAACCUUCCUGACUGCCAACGAUCAGUCCCGCACGGAGACGCUGCUGAGCCAGAACUACGCCUUUAAUCCUGAUACCCAGCCGAACUAUGGCGGCAUGGACACUCGCAACUCAACCAUGCUGGACUCGCAGCAGGGCUAUUUCUCGGAUUUUGCUGGCCAACAACGAGAAGACCAUCAAGAGAAUUAUGGAGGCAAUGUACACAGAUAUUCUCAGGGUGAGGUAACUUCACCCACCGCUCAGGUAGCGCCGCCAUUUCUUGGUGCUGGCGAGCUUGCCGGGGGUGCGGCUAUCCACCAGAUGCCUCUUGAACCUCGCGAAGUGCCGUUCGCUAUUUGUGACCCUCACGAUUCACAUAUCGAGAUGUCCAGGUUCGAGAACAUCGCCGCCGUCCUCAGACACAGAGCAAAGACAAAUCCUAAACAGGCGGCCUACUGGGUGUUGGAUCAAAAGGGUAAAGAGCUCGUCUCCAUCACUUGGGAGAAGUUAUGUAGCCGGGCGGAAAAGGUGGCCCAGGUCAUUCGCGACAAAAGCAGUCUUUAUAAGGGGGACCGAGUCGCGCUGAUCUACACCGAGAACGAAAUCAUCGAGUUUGCGGUGGCACUUCUCGGCUGCUUUAUCGCUGGUGUGGUGGCUGUACCGAUCAACGAUCUCAAAAACUAUGCCAGAUUAAACGUUGUGUUGACAUCCACACAAGCACACCUUGCUCUGACUACGGAAGCCAACCUGAAGAAUUUCCAGCGAGACAUCACUGCCGCCAAGCUGAACUGGCCGCGCGGAGUGGAAUGGUGGAAGACGAACGAAUUCGGCAGCUAUCAUCCUAAGAAGAAAGGAGAGGAAGCUCCCCUGGUAGUGCCGGAUCUUGCCUAUAUUGAGUUCUCUAUGGCACCUACAGGCGACCUCCGCGGCGUCGUGAUGAGUCACAAGACAAUCAUGCACCAAAUGGCGACACUCAGUGCAAUGAUAACGUCGGCCACAAGCAAUACCAAAGCCGAUACCUUCAAUCCUUCUUUGCGCGACAAACAGGGUCAUUUAAUUACCGGCUCGAGACAUGGCGAAACAAUUCUCAGCUACCUUGAUCCGAGACAGAGCAUUGGGAUGAUCCUUGGUGUCUUGUUGAACAUUUAUGGUGGACACACCGUGAUCUAUAUUGACCAACGAACCAUCGAGACACCUGGCCUGUAUGCGAACCUCAUCACAAAGUACAAAACAACGUUGCUCGUCGCAGAUUAUCCCGGAUUGAAACGUGCCGUGUACAACUACCAGGCCGACCCGAUGACGACGAGGAACUUCAAGCGCAACUUCGAACCCAACUUUUCAAGCGUGAAGCUAUGUAUGAUCGACACCUUGACUGUUGACGUCGAGUUCCACGAACUACUCGCUGAUCGUUGGCUCAAGCCGCUCCGCAAUCCCCGAGCGAGGGAGAUUGUGGCACCCAUGCUCUGCUUGCCUGAACAUGGUGGAAUGGUGAUCAGCAUGAGAGACUGGCUGGGAGGAGAGGAACGCAUGGGCUGCUCGCUAAACCACGAGAUGGGCCGUGAACACGAAGCGGAGGAGAAGAAGGAAGAACAAAACGCAAUUACAAAGUCCAGCUUUGGCAGCAGCCUCAUCGGUGGCGGAACCAAGCCUUCCAAAGAACGCUCGACGGAAGACUUGGGAGAAGUCCUGCUGGAAAAAGAAGCUCUGAAAACGAACGACAUCGUAGUGCUAGCUAUGGGCGCCGAAGCGAGAACCAAGGCCAGCUCCUUUCCAAACGCCGUUAGAUGCGGAGCCUUUGGAUAUCCUAUUCCUGACGCCACUCUUGCGGUGGUCGAUCCCGAGUCAGGCCUGCUCUGCGCACCAAACUCGAUAGGUGAGAUUUGGGUCGACUCUCCGUCUCUCUCGGGAGGCUUUUGGGCUCUGCCAAAGCAUACCGAAACCAUCUUUCAUGCUCGACCCUUCUGCUUUAAGGAAGGUAAUCCAACGCCAACCGCCAUCGACCCCGAGUUUCUACGCACUGGCUUGCUCGGAUGUGUCAUAGAAGGCAAGAUCUACGUCUUGGGACUGUAUGAGGAUCGACUCCGACAACGGGUUGAGUGGGUCGAACACGGUCUGGCGGUGCAGGAACAUCGCUAUUUCUUUGUCCAGCAUCUGAUCCUCAGCAUCAUGAGAAAUGUCCCAAAGAUACACGACUGCUCCGCUUUUGACUGUUUUGUGAACGAUGAACAUCUUCCUAUUGUUCUUUUGGAAUCGCCCUCGGCAUCAACGGCUCCAUUAUCCUCGGGUGGCCCACCACAGCAGCUUGAUAUUGCAUUGCUCGAUUCUUUGGCCGAGAAAACGAUGGACGUACUGUAUCAAGAGCAUCACCUGCGAGUAUACUGCGUCCUGAUUACAGCGCCUGGAAUUCUACCGCGCGUAACCAAGAACGGGCGGCGAGAGAUUGGUAAUAUGCUCUGUCGCAAAGAAUUCGACAAUGGAGCACUACCUUGUGUCCACGUCAAAUUCGGUGUCGAGCGGGCAGUGAAAAACCUUCCCGUGGGGGAGGACAUCAAUGGCGGCAUCUGGUCUGCCAAUUCAAGUGCCGCAAGAAACGAACUCCUGUACGGCCAGGAGACCCAGUGGUCGGGCGUCGAUCCUCGCGAGGUCGUUAUCGAUGAUAGAACGUCGACGGCCCUCAGUAACUUCACAAAUAUUUUCGACCUGAUGCAAUGGCGGGUGGCCCGACAAGCCGACGAACUUGCGUACUGUACCAUCGAUGGGCGAGGAAAAGAAGGUAAAGGCCUGACAUGGAAAAAAUUUGACCAUAGGGUGGCAGCCGUCGCCUUGUACCUACGGAACAAGGUUAAGGUGAAGCCCAGCGAUCAUCUUAUCUUGAUGUACACUCACUCGGAAGACUAUGUUUUUGCGAUAUACGCGUGUAUGGUUUUAGGAGCCAUCGCUAUUCCUGUUGCUCCUCUGGACGCCAACAGGCUUUCAGAAGAUGCUCCAGCAUUCCUUCACAUCGUGGCGGAUAUGGGUGUCAAGGCCGUCUUGUGCAAUACAGAUGUCGACCAUCUGUUCAAGCAGAAGAUUGUCUCACAGCACCUCAAACAAUCGGCGCAAUACCUGAAAACGCAUAUUCCAAGCGUCUAUAAUACAGCGAAACCGGCGAAGCAGUCUCAUGGCUGCCGAGAACUCGGGUUGACGAUAAAUCGUUCUUGGAUAUCUCCGACGAAUCCGGUGAUCAUCUGGACGUAUUGGACUCCAGAUCAGCGUCGAGUCUCUGUUCAACCCGGCCAUGAUACCAUUUUGGGCAUGUGCAAGGUCCAGAAAGAGACAUGUCAAAUGACAAGCUCCAAACCGGUGCUUGCGUGCGUGCGAAGUACGAUCGGCAUAGGGUUCCUUCAUACCGUUCUGAUGGGCGUAUACAAUGGCAGCACCACUUAUCUGAUCUCGCCGCUGGACUAUGCGCAGAAUCCUGGCUCCCUGUUUCAGGCAUUGUCCCGGUAUAAAGUCAAGGAUACUUAUGCAACCAGCCAAAUGCUGGAUUUCGCCAUGGGGCACGUCGUGGGCAAAGGGUUUUCUCUGCAUGAGUUGAAGAAUCUGAUGGUGACGACCGAAUCGAGACCUCGUCUUGACUUAUUCUCGAAGGCGAGGCUACAUUUCGCGCAGACAGGCCUCGAAAGGACGGCCAUCAACACGAUCUACGCUCAUGUGCUCAACCCCAUGAUUGCGUCUCGCAGCUACAUGUCAAUUGAGCCGAUCGAGCUCUGGCUUGAUGUGCGCGCAUUGAGAAGAGGGCUCAUCUAUCCGGUUGACCCUGACACUGAUCCAACCGCUCUAUGCGUUCAAGAUUCGGGCAUGGUACCCGUGUCUACCCGCAUUGCGGUCGUCAAUCCCGAAACUUGCCAACUGUGCCAUGUGGGAGAAUUUGGCGAAAUCUGGGUUCAAUCCGAAGCCUGCGCCAAGUCAUUCUACAUGUCGAAGCAGGUAUUUGAUGAAGAAAGGUUCAACGGACGUAUCUUGGGUGGGGAUCCAAAUGCAACCUAUGUCCGAACUGGGGAUCUAGGAUUUCUGCACAACGUCACCAGACCUAUUGGACCGGGCGGGCAGCCUGUGGAGAUGCAAAUAUUGUUCGUGUUGGGCAGCAUCGGCGAGACGUUUGAAGUCAAUGGGCUUAAUCAUUUUCCGAUCGACAUCGAGAGCACUAUUGAAAAGUGUCAUCGGAACAUUACUCCUGGUGGGUGUGCGGUCUUUCAGGCCGGGGGCAUGGUUGUUGUCUUGGUGGAAGUCUUCCGGAAAUCAUACCUGGCAUCUAUUGUCCCGGUCAUUGUUAAUGCCGUUCUUCACGAGCAUCAAAUCGUUGUCGACAUUGUGGCAUUUGUUGGUGACGGCGAUUUCCCCCGAAGUCGAUUGUCGGAGAAGCAGAGAGGCAAGAUUCUGGCCUCAUGGGUAACGAGGAAAUUGCGUACCAUCGCCCAGUUUGGCAUUCGAGACGGCGAGGGCCCAGAAGGGCAGAUGUCUACAGCACCCGGCGAGCGCAAAGCUCCUAGUAUGAUGAGUAAAACGCUAUCAGUGAAUCAGCAAGACCAGCGACGAGCUUCGAUUGCCUCCGAGUUCAGGGGAAACGCCCAGGGGGAUCGAGUGUCCAGCCGAUCGAGCAUCGUGCCCGAGCUUCCCUUCACGUUGCCACCGAACCAUUAUCAGAUUGACCCAACGGGACUGUAUGAUCCUGCUGCGUCCGAUGGCAACCAGACCGGAGUGUCGCUGAGCGACAAGCCUUAUACUCUUCCGGAGGGGAUAGUUGAAAUGCCAAGCACCAACUUCGACGAUAUGGACGAGAGAUCCAAUCCCUACCUGACGGACGAAAAGUUCUUCGACCCAAAUGCUGACCCAGAUCAGCAACUUGACGAUUAUACUCCUCAAGGGUCACGACUUGACCUUUCACAAGGACGACCACCUAAGCUGUCUGUGGUCAACCCGAAUGAAUACUCAAUACACGGUAGCAACGAAAACACGCCCACGUCGUACACGGCUACUGCCACGCCGACGUCAGCCAUUCCGAGCGCAUUGAAAACACCCGUGGAGCAAGGGCAGGACAGUCCGUACGAAGACCAAGGUAAUCCAUUCCGAAACUCGAUUCCGGCGUCAGUGCCCAGCUUUGAUUUUAUCACCCACGCUUUCUCCUCGUCGUCGGCUGCGACGAGAAAUCCCGUGUCGGCACGAGAUCAAAUGGCCGGCGCCAGCGCCGCGUUCAACAAUGUCACCUCCCCCAUGCCAGCCAGUCCGACUGCUACAGGUGGCCGUGCACUGCUUCCCAGCCAACAAGCCCGAUACCCCAACUACGGGGCGAAUGUCAAACCCCAGCCUGUACGACAGGCGAGCGACCAUUCUUAUGAGGUCAAGGAUCUGCCACAGGAGGCUUUGACAUAUGCUGCUUCGACAUACAGCCGAAGAUCUGGGUCGUCGACAUACCAGGGCGACCAGAAUCAGGAUUCCAGCUCGCUACAUCCCAGUGAAGGGCAACAGAGCGCGGGCAUGCGUAGCUAUCCGCCAAGCAUCCGGAGGAGGUAUGACGGGAGUGCGUACGAUGGAGUUGAUUACUAA
Molecule: messenger RNA, 6024 nt
Organism: Fonsecaea pedrosoi CBS 271.37
Lineage: Eukaryota; Fungi; Ascomycota; Eurotiomycetes; Chaetothyriales; Herpotrichiellaceae
Exons: 1
Coding region: 1-6024 (2007 amino acids)
Cellular component (GO): cytosol
Source: RefSeq, a predicted model, not a curated record